AUGGGCGGUUACCUGCUCGCUUUAUUUUCCCAGGGCCAGAGAGAACAUAUGGAGGUGCAGAGCUCCGGGAAAGCUGUUCUGACCGUGCUGGUCGUCCUGGCUGGGCUGGCAGGUUCUGGAUCCGGUAGUGAAGUCAUAGAAGGCCCCCAAAAUGCAACAGUCCUGAAGGGCUCCCAGGCUCGCUUCAACUGCACUGUCUCGCAGGGCUGGAAGCUCAUCAUGUGGGCUCUCAAUGACAUGGUGGUGCUGAGCAUCAGGCCCAUGGAGCCCAUCAUCACCAAUGACCGCUUCACCUCUCAGAGGUACGACCAGGGUGGGAACUUCACCUCGGAGAUGAUCAUCCACAAUGUGCAGCCCAGUGAUUCGGGGAACAUCAGAUGCAGCCUCCAGAACAGUCGCCUGCAUGGAUCUGCUUCCCUUACGGUCCAAGUUAUGGGAGAGUUGUUCAUUCCCAAUGUUAAUCUUGUAGUCGCUGAGAAUGAGCCUUGCAAAGUUACUUGUCGAGCCUCGCACUGGACCCGGCUCCCGAAUAUUUCCUGGGAACUCGGUCUCCUGGUCAGCCAUUCAAGCUAUUAUUUUGUUCCGGAGCCCAGCGACCUUCAAAGUGCAGUGAGCAUCCUGGCUCUGACCCCACAGAGCAAUGGGACUUUGACAUGUGUGGCUACCUGGAAGAGCCCGAAGGCCCGCAAGUCUGCAACUGUAAAUCUCACUGUGAUUCGGCGUCCCCAAGGCACUGGAGGCGGUAUUAAUAUUCCAGGUAUAUUAUCAAGUUUACCAGGCUUAGGUUUUUCAUUGCCUACUUGGGGCAAAGUUGGACUUGGAUUAGCAGGCACCAUGCUUCUGACGCUGACGUGUGCUCUUACAAUACGCUGCGGCUGCUGCCGCUGUUGUGGCUGCAAAUGCUGCUGCCGUUUCUGCUGCAGAAGAAAAAGAGGAUUUCGUAUUCAAUUUCAAAGGAAAUCUGAAAAAGAGAAGACAAACAAAGAAACUAAGACAGAAAGUGGAAAUGAAAACUCUGGCUACAAUUCAGAUGCACCAAAGACCACAGAAACCGCUUCUCCCCCUCCAAAAUCCUGUGAAUCCAGUGAUCCUGAACAAAGAAGCAGUAGCUGUGGCCCUCCUUGACAGGAGACUGAUCAAUGUCCACCCAGACCAGCAAGUCAUCCACAGGCUUCUUUUAAUCUGGCCAGUCCUGAGGUCAGGAAUACAAUUGUAGUAUAGCAAAGACUUCCCCAAGCUCCACUGAGCACUUGGCUGACAAUUUACAACACGGCGAUGACAUCCUUC
Messenger RNA from Cercocebus atys (sooty mangabey), 1287 nucleotides. It is a transcript of the gene IGSF5, whose product is annotated as immunoglobulin superfamily, member 5. Gene Ontology annotation, biological process: cell-cell adhesion. The record is from RefSeq and is a predicted model, not a curated record. NCBI's taxonomy places the organism in Eukaryota, Metazoa, Chordata, Mammalia, Primates, Cercopithecidae. The transcript is spliced from 8 exons.